UUUUUAAUUUAUCUUCUUCUUUUCUUAUUAAAAAGAACAAUAUAAAUAUUAAUUUAUGACAUCUCUUGAACGAUCAACAAGUAAAUCCAUCAAGGAUCGCUCAAAGGAUGAUCAUAAAUUAGUACCGAAAAGAACACGAUCGACAGUAAAGCCGGCUGUACAAUCAUUUACAAGUUCUGGUAAACACGCAAGUCUUGUCAUUAGCGAUGAUGAAUUCCAGCCAAUAUUUAUACCCAAACGAUUACUUGCUCGAAAGAAGAUCAAACCCAAUCAAGAAUCAUCCUCUACACAAAAUCCCACUCAAUCAUUGUCAGCAUUACCAAAAUCAUCUCUAUCACCCCAAUCACGAUCACGACCACCACAAGAAGAACAAGAAGGACCUUCAUUAUCAUCAUUAGACGACAGAGACUCGCAUUAUCCAAACCUUGAUACUUUGCAUAAAAAUGAAAUACAAACGGACGAAUAUGACAAUUCAUCAUUAUUACUACCACCACUAAAAAACCCUAUUUCAAACGAAAACGAUUAUUCUUUAACAUCCGUGAGAAAACAGCAGCAUGGAUUUCUUAUUAAGGAUCCUUACUGUGAAGAACCGCAGCCAUUUACACAAAUUCUUAAACAUCGUCAAUCACCAACAAUCUUAUUCAAUGAUGGCCACUAUUCGGAUACUGCUUCAAUAGGAUCUGAAGAAUAUUAUAAAUCAAUGAUUGAUGAGAUUUGUUUAAGUCCCUUAAUCACAACACCCCCACUACUACCAAAACAAAAGACAUAUUCCCAAACAUUUAAUGACUUUUCAGACGAUGAACUUUUUUCACCACUUCGACAUAACAAUAACGAUUCUGACACAGACACCGACACCGGAAACAGCAACAGUAACAACAAAGGCAGCAAAAACAAUAGGAUGUCUCAAAAAUUAAAUUAUAAUAAAUAUGAUAAUAAUGACUCCUCAGAUGUUGAGACUAUUGACCUGACUAUUAAACAAGAGGUACUCAGUACUCAAGGAACGUCCUUGGAAAUUGAGGAUGUCUCUGAAUGGCUAAAUAUGGGAUCUGUCAAACCUGAUUCACCUCGGUUUGAUUUUAUGGAUAAUAAGUCAGGCAGUUACUCAGAUAUCAGGUCGUGGACAGAAGAACAAGAAGGACAAAAAGAUGGCCAAUCGCUCAGAAAAGCGGGUGAUACUAGUUCGUUUGAAGUACAAGACAACGAUUAUUACUUUGAGGAAGAAUAUAAUAACAGUUAUGAUAUUGAAGGAGAGGAACAGGAACAGGAACAGGAACAUGAAUAUGAAUACGAAGAGGAAUAUUUUAGACCGGCAGGUAGUGUUUCAGAAACACAGUGCCCUAUGUGUUAUGCAUUCUUUCCUGGAGAAGUGAUCCAGGAGCAUGCAGCUGAAUGCAUCGGCAGUUCAGACCUUGUGAGAUCUCCUCGUACUAACAAGGAGCAAUGUCCCAUAUGUGGCGGUCUAGUCGAUAAAGACCUACUGCAAGGCCACGUGGAAGGUGAACUGGCGGCCCAACAAAUGUCUGUGCAGACGCACAGCAAUAUCAGCAGCAAUCGAAGAUCUUUUGUCAAUAAUGAAAUUGUCGAGUUUCAGGAUCCUUUGUCUCUUACCGAUCAUUAUGACGAUCGGGGGUCAUUGUCUCCACUGCUUGGAUUCACAAGUCUGUUAAAAUAUCGCUUAACAAAACCCGACUGCGCAAAGUACUUUGAUCAGUUUGAAUCAGCCAAAUCCAGAAAAGGAAAAAAUGCAGUCAUGUCAACUUUGUUUGAUCCGAGUCAAGGAUACAAUGAAACCUCACAAAGUGUGGCCAACAUCAAUAACAACAAUUUCGGUGCAGGUUAUGGAAGAGAUAGUAAUCCUAGUGUAGGUAGAAUGAAUCCAAUGGACCCUAUGGCAAGGUUUGUCCAACCUGCGAUGACUGCCAACCGAAACCGUCAAGGGUCUCUUUCGCCACUCUUGGGAUUUACGAGUCUAUUGGAUCAUCGGCUCACUCAUCCCGAAUGUGCUAAAUACUUUAAUCAAUUUGAUGCUCGACCAUCUCGCACACGUACCAGUACUAGUACCAGUAACAGUUCUAGCACUAAUCCGGCCAGAGGAAAACCAGCCCCAAGAGGACGGCCAAAGAGACAGGCUCGCCAACGGCGUGGUUCAAAACGAAGGGAAUAAUAUAUACAUGAAAGAACUUUUUUUUGAAAAGAAGAAGAAGGAGAGGGAAAUGUCGAGUGUGUAUGCUUUAAAAAAAAGCUUCGAUUAGUGGGAGCGGUAGAUUUGUGUAUCUGUGUGUGUAAAAUAAAGAGGGCGUACAAAC
Messenger RNA from Phycomyces blakesleeanus NRRL 1555(-), 2306 nucleotides. RefSeq lists its product as hypothetical. The coding region runs from base 56 to 2164 and encodes 702 amino acids. Lineage: Eukaryota; Fungi; Mucoromycota; Mucoromycetes; Mucorales; Phycomycetaceae. The record is from RefSeq and is a predicted model, not a curated record. The transcript has a single exon.